This is a messenger RNA of Magnolia sinica, 1705 nucleotides long. RefSeq lists its product as uncharacterized. Lineage: Eukaryota; Viridiplantae; Streptophyta; Magnoliopsida; Magnoliales; Magnoliaceae. The transcript has 7 exons. The coding region runs from base 244 to 723 and encodes 159 amino acids. The record is from RefSeq and is a predicted model, not a curated record.
GUAUUUUUGACGAAUUUGGAAGAGAAGAUGGCAGCAGCAGCAGAAGAUUCGAAGAAAUCGAGCGAUGUUGAAGAGCGUCUGAAACCCUUUUACGAAAGAGCUGCCCAGGCUGAGUUUUAGGUUGGUGUGUUGGCUAAGAAAAUGCAAAGGAGAUUAUUGCGAAGUCAGAUUGAAGAGAAGAUUCAUGCACACAUGCCAACAUGGCUCUCCACCCACAUCCCACCUCAUGAGUGAAGCUGAUUCAUGCUCACAGUGGACCACGAAUAUGCCUUUGCCCGGAUCUCCCUAGCAUCUCCUGCUCUGAAAAAAGAAGAUGAAGAAGAAGUUAUUAUGGAACGUCUGUCAAGACUUGAAGCUGUUUUUGCUGGUAAGAAAGAUUCUGGGGUUGAGGAAAUGCCAUCUUUUGUGAAAGAGUUCCAGCUAAAGCUAAAUACUGCAGAUGCUGAGGAAAUAUCUAAGCUAAUGGCUUCAAAGGAGAUUGAGGCACUUGCAGAAAGAAACACAAAACUGGCUGCAGGAAAUCUGAAGCUGCAAACAGGAAUUGUGGACCUCGUGGAAGGAAAUGCAAACCUUGCAGCUUCUCAUGCGAAGAAGGCAGAAGAAACUAUGAAGCUUGCAGCAGAAAUGGGCAAGCUUGCAGCAGAAAAUGCAAAACUCCAAUACCGAGUUGCCCAUCUUGUGAAAGCAUUAAAGGAGGCAGAUCACAAAUUGGAGUCUAAAUGAGGAUAGCAAGACAGACCAAAAUCGGUACAUUUGGUGGAGGAUAGACUCGUGUAAUUUUUUAUCCAUCUUAUCUGGCUGGCCACAGCCAAUUAUUUCUCAUUGACAACGGUACCAUUCAAUCACAAUCUCUGUUUGAGAACUUUUAUUCACAAGCAGGGCCUUCAAAAUGUGCCAUGGAUUGUGUCACAAACUAAUCAAUCAUAUGUUGGUUUUGAUUUUUUCUUUCAAAACAAAUCAGAACACUUUUUUUUCAAAUGGGUUUUUUGCAUAUCUAUGGACCUGUUUGGAUGUCCCCGAGACAUGGGAGGAUGGGAUGCUUUUAUGCCCAGACUAGUGGUGUGGCCCAGCCUGAAAGAUUGGGGCCCAUGGUUUGAGGCAGAACAAGCAGAAAAUGAUGCCCUCAUUAAGUGGGGUUCCCAUUUUCCAUUCUUUCACCAAACACAGUAGGUUAUCAGUCAGGCUGAGUAACAAUUGAAUGGACAGUUAAUCCAAAACAGAUGAUUGUACUCCAAGAGAAUCCCCCAAUGUUCUGAUUAUGAGGUUAAAUAUGGUUUGAUGUGAGUGAUGGAUGAAGAGAAAUAUAGGGGCUAUUUGUGGCUGACUUGCAGCUUGCUGAGGUAGCAUGCAUGUGAGAGAUCCUGGCCAUUCAUCAGGUUGUUCGAUCAUGAACAUCCCCACAUCCCAGUUCAACUCAUUAGGUAGGCCACCCGUGUACAUUGGAUGUAGGCCAUUGUUCUAUCUUUUUAGCUAACCAUCCCUCUUCUUCUUUAUUCAUGCGUGGAGCCCAGUUGAUGAGUGGAUAGGGCAUGUUUGCAGUGGGACCUGCUUAAUGAAUGUCCCAGUUGAUGCAGGAUUCCGAUUUCCUGCAAAAGCCUUUCACAGGAAGUUCCUGUGAUGGGAAGCUAGGUGGAACCCACUGAAAUGCUUGUGAGAAAUCCACCCCGUCCAUAUGUUUUUCCAGAUCAUUUUAGGACAUGGGAUU